AUGACUGUUACGCCACCAAAGAAACUCAAAGUCGCGUCUUUAUGUGAACUAUGUCACUCGAGAAAGGCGGUCAUGAAAAGACCAAAGAACUUGAUGAAGCUUUGUAAAGAGUGUUUUUAUAACGUGUUUGAAACUGAGAUCCACAACACCAUAACAUCAAAUAAUUUAUUCCAGCCAGGUGAAAAAGUGGCAAUAGGAGCUUCAGGAGGUAAAGACUCAACUGUUUUGGCAUCUAUACUCAAGACUUUGAAUGAAAGAUACAACUAUGGUUUAACCCUUGUGCUUCUUUCUAUCGACGAGGGGAUCAAAGGUUAUCGUGAUGACUCUCUAGCAACUGUGAAGCGAAAUCAACAACAAUAUGAGAUGGAAUUAGAAAUUGUAUCGUAUAAAGACUUGUACAACUGGACCAUGGAUGAGGUUGUGGGCUGCGCAGGUAUUAGAUCUUCAUGUACAUAUUGUGGUGUUCUUCGGCGUCAAGCAUUGGAUCGUGGUGCGGCAAAAUUAGGAAUAAGCCAUGUUGUCACUGGUCACAACGCCGAUGACAUGGCUGAAACUGUCUUGAUGAACUUGUUGAGGGGGGAUGCUAAUCGUUUAGAAGGAAGUACAAGAAUAAUGACACAGUCUGCUGAAUCACCGAUAAAGAGAUCAAAGCCAUUCAAAUACACAUACCAGAAAGAGAUUGUAUUGUAUGCACAUUAUAAAAAGUUAGACUAUUUCUCAACAGAGUGUUCAUAUGCACCGGAAGCAUUUAGAGGAACUGCAAGGGAACUUUUGAAAGGAUUGGAGAGUAUACGACCUUCAUGUAUCAUGGAUAUCAUUUACAGUGGAGAACAUCUUGUUUUGUCCAAGAAAAAGAAACAGACUGCUAAGUACAAAAACAAAAAGGCAGAGGAAGUUGAAGUCAAUUCUGAUGGGUCAGUGUCUACAAAUAGAUGUAUCAAGUGUGGAUACUUAUCGUCAAAUAAGAUUUGUAAAGCAUGUACUUUACUUCAAGGAUUAGAAAUGAGCCGACCCAAGUUGGCCGUUGACAGUGAAGUAGAUGGAGCUGCCAAGUUGACUAAGACAUUAGAAGCACUUAGCUUUUAA
Messenger RNA from Lodderomyces orthopsilosis Co 90-125, 1086 nucleotides. RefSeq lists its product as uncharacterized. The coding region runs from base 1 to 1086 and encodes 361 amino acids. The record is from RefSeq and is a predicted model, not a curated record. Gene Ontology annotation, cellular component: mitochondrion; cytosolic tRNA wobble base thiouridylase complex. Gene Ontology annotation, molecular function: tRNA binding. Gene Ontology annotation, biological process: tRNA wobble position uridine thiolation. The transcript has a single exon. NCBI's taxonomy places the organism in Eukaryota, Fungi, Ascomycota, Pichiomycetes, Serinales, Debaryomycetaceae.